AUGCCCGCCAUCCUCCCAUUAGGUCAUCGAUCUUUCGUUCAGGGAUGUAAGCCAGAUUACCAGGCCAUGUUUUGGACUCUGCUCACCGUUAGUCAAGGCCAAAUCGUUCGCGGGGAGCGGUCUGAACUUAUUGUCUCCAUGCCGUUGGUGACAAGCCUUGCUCCAAAGCUGCAAGACAUCAUUGACCAACUGAUCAAUGCAGACCAAAAUCGAAAUCCCCUGCCAUGUCGAACGACAUCAACACGAAACCGAGCAGAUCCGAUUCGAGCAUCGAGCCCAAUGCGGCAUGCAGAAAAUCAUUACGAAGCGCUCGUAAGUUGGAAUGCCUGGAUGCCUAAAGUUGUACGACCAAUGACCUGGCCCCACGCAAGCUUCGGGAGGUCUUCGAGGUCGCUGCUUCGUGAACUGGAAGCACAACAGUGCCUCGUAUAUCAUGCUACUUAUUCAUCAAUAAGUCGAGCACAGCGCAUCCCUUCGUUGUUCAAAGUAUCUUUUGAGACCCAGUUUCCAGGUUUUGAGGCUUGCAACGUCUGCGGGAAGGCAGUGAACAGACCAGAAAUCUGUACUCCCCAGGCGCCACAAAACUCUAGAAUUGGGGACGAAAAUUGUAUGUAUCACGCAGGCUUUCAGACGGCAUGUUGUUUUGACUUGCAGCGCAGCACCUCACCUCACCUCUUCACCUGA
Pseudocercospora fijiensis CIRAD86 is the source of this 684-nucleotide messenger RNA. RefSeq lists its product as uncharacterized. The transcript is spliced from 7 exons. The coding region runs from base 1 to 684 and encodes 227 amino acids. NCBI's taxonomy places the organism in Eukaryota, Fungi, Ascomycota, Dothideomycetes, Mycosphaerellales, Mycosphaerellaceae. The record is from RefSeq and is a predicted model, not a curated record.